This is a messenger RNA of Folsomia candida, 1650 nucleotides long. Its product is annotated as serine/threonine-protein phosphatase PP1 isozyme 7. The coding region runs from base 1 to 870 and encodes 289 amino acids. The transcript is spliced from 4 exons. NCBI's taxonomy places the organism in Eukaryota, Metazoa, Arthropoda, Collembola, Entomobryomorpha, Isotomidae. Gene Ontology annotation, cellular component: cytoplasm. The record is from RefSeq and is a predicted model, not a curated record. Gene Ontology annotation, molecular function: protein serine/threonine phosphatase activity.
AUGUCGACGGAUCUGGUGAAAUCUCUCGUGACCAAGUUGAUGUCGGAUGACGCCUCCCGUAAGAAAGUGGUGGCCAUCCACCCCGCUCAAGUCCUCAACCUCUGCACCCUCGCAAAAAAGAGCUUCCUCCGACAACCCUCCCUCCUCGAGAUUGACGGUCCCCUCAGAAUAUGCGGUGAUAUUCACGGCCAGUUCCACGACCUUCGCACCUUGUUCCGGGUCGAUAGAGGUCAAAAUUCCUUGGAGGUCAUCUGCCUUCUCCUCGGUCUGAAGGUUCUUCAUCCCGACAGCGUUUUCCUGCUUCGAGGAAACCACGAAGUCAGCUCGGUGAAUGAAGGGCACGGAUUUUAUUCCGAAAUUAAGAGGAGGUUCAGGACCAAGGGGUACCAAGAAAUUUAUGCCCGGAUUAACCAGACCUUUGACUAUAUGCCUCUGGCGGGUGUCGUGUCGUCGAAAAUCUUCUGUGUUCACGGCGGAAUCAGCCCCAAACUGAGAGACUUGGACCAAAUUAGGAACAUGCGGCGUCCGAAAUCCAAUUUUUAUGAGAAAAGCUGGGCCAGCGAUGUCCUCUGGUCGGACCCCGCUGACGACAUUGCGACGUGGGAACGUCAAUCGCACCCUGACACGAAUCCUCGCCAUCGUGGGGCUGGGUAUUUGUACGGUGGCGUCGCGCUGGACGAAUUCCUCACCAGGAACGACCUGCGGCUGCUGGCGCGUGGUCACGAGUGCGUGGAGGGGGGCUAUCUCUACCAGCUGGGGAGGAAGUGUGUCACCAUCUUCAGUGCGCCCUCCUACUGCGGUAACUCACAUGGCGUCAUGAUGCGCGUCAGUAGAACGGGCAACGUUCUGGGGUUCACGACUUUCAAGUAGAAUUUCAUUUUUUUGCGAGGACAACGUCAUUAAGAAAACUAUAUAAAAGUACGAAACUUAAUGUAUAAAUGACAGGUUAGUUUUAAUUGAUGAAACAAUUUCAAAAUUCUCGUGCUAAAAGUAAUAAGUCGGAAAUUAUUCGGACUGUGAUUUUUUAGGAAGUUUUAAGUAGAAUUUUAUUUUUUUAGGACAAAUUUCAACGCCAGAAAGUAAAAAUUAUAUAAAAGCCCAAAACUAAAAGCUUAAACCCUAGGUCAGCUUUAAUGGACAGGAUAAUUUCAAAAUUCUUGUGAAUGACUUGAAAAUUAUGUAUAUUUCAUGAAAUUUUAAAAUGUCACCUUACACAAUAAAAAAUCACAACAAAAUUUUAAAAAUGUUCUUCAACUCAAGUUUUAUUCAAUGUAACUUUUCCAUUUCUUUUUUUCAUACUACAGAUCGACUUGCACAUUACACAAGUUAUGAUUACACACGAAGAUAAACUACUUAGCAAUAGUAUGCCUACCACUGAACAAUCACUGGAAACUAAAUAAAUAAAUAGUAACGUAAAAUUUAACUUUACAGCACAAACUACAAAUAUAUAAUUCAAUUCAGCGUUUAUUCAAGGGGAAGAAAUACACAAUAUAUAUAUUCCACUAGCUAAACUAGUAAUAAAUAAAACAAUAAUUUAGAAAUAUCUACCUAUAAAAUAUUAAACCAGAAAACAAAAGACAACAAUUAAAAAAAUACAGGAAAUUUUCUCUUCCUCCACCAAAAAACGUGACUUGAAUACUUUAAACUCCC